GAUUGCAUCGGACCGAAGUUGUCAUUUCACUUUAAGAAUACGACUUGCGGAGAUCACGCGUUCCGUUCUAAGUUAUCGCGAAACAAAACAAUAAAACGAGAUCCGUUUUGUUUUUGUGGGAAGUUUUGAUUUCGGUGACUUAAUAAAAAUAUUUAAGACACAUUUAUCAGGGGCUAUGGAUCGCACAUGAAAAUAAAAAGGUUUUAACAUAAACAGACAGUAUUAAGCCAAGAUGGAAAAACAAGAGAAACAUCAGACUCCGGGUGUUCGCCCAGUAAUGGAUACGUACAGCUCAAAAAUCGAACUUGCCUAUAAUGGUUCCAGAGAAGAUCUUGAUCCUUAUGUACCAGCUGCCCACAGACCGUUAGAGUCAAACACAUCGAGUUUCGGUGCAUUAGCGCAUUUACUAAAAGCCUCAUUAGGCUCUGGUGUACUGGCUAUGCCUCUCGCCUUCAAAAAUGCUGGUCUACUCGUUGGUGUUAUCGGAACUAUGGCCAUAGGCUUCGUCUGUGCUCACGUUAUACAUGUAUUGGUGAAAACUUCACAAGCUUUAUGCGUUGAAAUCAAGAGGCCUUGCUUAGGAUAUGCGGAGACAUGUGAUCUAGUGUUUCAGACUGGCCCAAAACCAAUCAGAAAAUAUGCACCCUUUGCCAGAGAGUUGGCGGAUUGGGCUCUUGCUGUAACACACUUAGGAGCAUGUUGUGUGUACAUUGUCGUUAUAGCGGAGUCCUUUAAACAAGUAUCCGACGAAUACGGAGGUCCGAAAUGGUCUGUGUCAACAUUCUGUGCUCUGACACUAGUCGUGUUGAUACCAUUGACACAGAUAACGAAAUUAAAAUACCUAGUUCCAUUCUCGGCUCUGGCUAACUUUGUAUGGCUUACAUCCAUCUGCAUAUCAAUAUAUUAUUGUUUAAGAUCUCCACCACCACUUAGUGAAAGAAAUCUAGCUACCUCUGUAUCAGGAUUGCCCAAUUUUAUAAGCACAAGUCUUUUUGCCAUGGAGGGAAUCGGAGUUGUGAUGCCAGUAGAGAAUGAAAUGACAAAGCCUCAACAGUUCCUUGGUUGCCCUGGUGUAUUAAACAUUGCUAUGACAGCGGUUGUGGCUCUUUACACCUUCGUUGGGUUUUCCGGAUAUCUGAACUUCGGAGAAGAAGUCAGAGGGAGUCUCACUUUAAAUCUACCCCAGGAUGAAAUCCUAGCCCAAGUAGCGAAGAUCCUAGUUGCGUGUGUGAUGCUGCUAUCAUACGCAUUAAUAUUCUACGUUCCCGUCGACGUGGUAUGGAGACGACUGCAAGAGAAAAUCCCCGCUCGGAGCCACAGAUGGUCCAUAGCAGGCCUGAGACUCGGAGGAACGCUAUUGACUGUGGGUCUCGCCUGUGCUAUUCCGAGAUUGGAACUCUUCAUGGAGUUGGUCGGAGCUGUGUGUCUGUCUGUAAUGGGUUUAUCACUUCCUGCUAUUGUCGAAACUGUUUUUCGAUGGGACAAAGAUAUGGGGACCUGCAACUGGAUUUUAUGGAAGAAUUGUCUUAUUUUAUUAUUUUCCAUGGUAGCUAUGGUAUCAGGAGUAACUUUUUCUAUAAAAUCGAUGAUAGAUAAUUUGUGAUAUUUAGAAUAAUGGCUGUGUAACUAAAAAUUUUAUAUCUUAGACAAUAUUAGUACAAGUGUCAUUUCAAGCAAAAACUUUACCGUUUGUGUUCAUUAUAAAACACUUUAUUAGCUCCAAAAUAAAAUGUAUCGGUAUAAAUAAAAUCAAAUACAAGGGUUUAAAUUUAAGUAAGAUUAUAAUCUGAACAAUAUGUUAAUAUAAUUUCAUUAAACAUUUUAUUGAUAUGGUUAUAUGAAGAAACGCAUUUGAAGAUCGAAUCUUAUUGAUAGCAAUAAAAAAAACGUGUUCUUUAUAAUCCAAUAAUUAGUUCAAAAGUAAAUCUAACACAUAUAUUCUUUAAACUUAAUUUUAUUUUAUGUUUUCGAACCCUGUUUAUAACUAACCAUCUGUAAUUAUUCAUACAUCUCAUUGUAUUUUAAACAUUAAGCUGGAUAUUCUGUUUUUUGGAUUAAAAAAAAAAUACAUACCAAAUACCUUUUACAAAGGUAUAACCGUAGAAUUUAUGUAUAUUUAUCAUUUAUCUUUGAGAAAUCCAUGUAAUGAACACUUAUAUUCAAUCUUCCUUGUCGACAAGCCCAUCUUUCUACAUGACUGACUUAACAUACGACGUAAAAAGUAAAUCCAACAUUGUAAUAUAUUUUGUAAAUAUAAAUAGGUGGAACCUAAUUAAUGGGUCAAUGAAUAUCUCGUAUCAUUAGAUUCAAGAUAUUACUUUUAUUUAUCUUAGGAAAAUUACAUUGUCUGUUAAUUUAAAAUUAUCAUAUUCCUUUCUUUUUUUUUUCACUUAAAGAAAUCCUCGCUAAACUCGAUCUUUAAUAUUAUGUUUAAAAUGAAUUUUAUUAUUAAUAUUAUAAUUUAAAAAAGCAGUUAUAUAAUAAAAGAAUGAAUACGUGAUGACGUUGAUUAUUCAUUCAAUUUUAAACUGUAUCCGUUUCGACUAAAUAAAAUUUCAUUCUUAGAGCACAGAGAGGUCUGACAUGCCUACUGUAUAACAAUGUUAUUAUCAAGUCAUGCAAAUUACACGCUUUUCAGGAAAUACGCAAAACACUAAUACUAGUUAGUUAUUUUUGAAAUGUAUAAUUUAAUACUUGUUAGGUAUAUUCAAGGUUUUUAAGUAAAAUUUCAUUGUAAAUUAUCUUGUCACGGAUAUAUUAUCUCAAAUCUUUUAUUAUAUGUUACUAUAAAUUAUAAGAUUUCUUAUUUCAAAGUUGUGAUAACCAAUUGACCAAAAAUAUUAAAAAAAAAUUUAUUGUAUUAUAAAUACUAUUUGGUUGUGAAUAAAAAGAAUAUUGAAACUUUUCAAA
Danaus plexippus (monarch butterfly) is the source of this 2910-nucleotide messenger RNA. Its product is annotated as proton-coupled amino acid transporter-like protein CG1139. Gene Ontology annotation, cellular component: vacuolar membrane. The coding region runs from base 233 to 1603 and encodes 456 amino acids. Lineage: Eukaryota; Metazoa; Arthropoda; Insecta; Lepidoptera; Nymphalidae. The record is from RefSeq and is a predicted model, not a curated record. Gene Ontology annotation, biological process: amino acid transmembrane transport. Gene Ontology annotation, molecular function: amino acid transmembrane transporter activity. The transcript is spliced from 10 exons.